Sceloporus undulatus (fence lizard) is the source of this 2863-nucleotide messenger RNA. RefSeq names its product kelch domain containing 7A (gene KLHDC7A). Gene Ontology annotation, molecular function: protein binding. Lineage: Eukaryota; Metazoa; Chordata; Lepidosauria; Squamata; Phrynosomatidae. The record is from RefSeq and is a predicted model, not a curated record. Bases 1 to 2595 code for a protein of 864 amino acids. The transcript is spliced from 2 exons.
AUGACCCACGGGCUGGAGGCGAGCGGAGACCAGCCCUCCGAAAUGCAGCUGGCCGGGCGGCUGGCCCUUUCGGCCGCUGCCUUCCUGUUGCUGACUUUGGCGUACAGGUAUUACAAAUCUCGUGGCAGACCCUGCGGGAAGGACGAUGGAAGAGCCGACCCAGAUCGACAGGAGACCCAACUGAAAGAGGAGCUGGUUUUUGGUGGGACCGGAGAGGGACGACUGACCCCAGGAUUGAGACAGAGGCACGUCAACAGGGCUAAAGAGGCAAUGGUCAAUGGCAGUUCGGGAAACCUUCUGGCAGAUCCAAGUGGGCCAGAAACUGCAGGGGAGUCCAGACUCCAAGGCGCACCUGCCGAGAGAAGAGAUAAACAAGAGGUGGAGAAAGUGGAACAGAAACGAGAAGAGAUUAGUCUCCUGGGGAUUGGAGAGCAGCCAAAUCCAAAAGGCCAGGCGUCGGAGGAGGAGGAGGAAAAAGGUACUUUGGGGGAUUGUUUCAGCUAUGGGAACGGAGCUGGGGUCAUGGAAAGGACCCUAGCAACACAGCCGAGGAGCAAGCCAAAUUUCUCAGAAGGUGGCAUCUACAGUUUGAAGGAGACAAAAUGGGAUGCAGACUCAGAGGAAGCUGGGUGUUGUUUCACCUCUCAAAAGGAUGAGCCGAUGCAAGGAGAAGGUCACCCAACAAGUGAGAAUGGAUACACCUUAGGGACUGGGAAGGAGGAACUUCUGGGAGAAGAAAGUAUGAGUAGAUACUUAACCCAGACUCAGGAAGCCUCAAAGAGGCAGGAAGGGAUCCGUUCGUUUUAUGCAACGUCGGACAUGGACCUGGCCAUAAAGCAAACUCAUAUGCAAUCCCAUUCUGCCUAUGCUUUCUCCUCCAUCGCAACUGUCUGGAUGGAAGAGAACUUCAUUAAAGAGAGGAAGUCCAAGGAGGGGAGUGAUGGUCAACCAGAGUUCAGCCUCAGAGGGAAAGUCUAUGACUACUUUGUCCAAUCCAGUUCCCAAUCAACCAUGAAUGAAAAGCUCUCCUAUUCUAGUCUGGACACCCAACCAAUCCAUCUUUCCAAAGAGUCUGAGAAAUUAUCAUAUCAGGAACCAGGUCAAGCUUGUUCAGACAAUGAAGAGGACAGCAUGGCCCUUCAAAAAGCUGAGGGAAUAUCCUCUGCUGCUUCUGGUGAUUCUCCAAAAUCCAUACAACCUGAAGGUCAGGAAAAGGAUGCUAUGACUGAAGAAAACACUGACCAGAAGCAUCCAGGAGAAAGAUAUCGCCUCACCCGGAAAGAGAGUUUCCACAAAAUCAUAGAAAACCCCGAGCUCCAAGUGCCCAUGGAAGGAUUUGGUUCUCCAACACUUGGGUCAUCAGGGAAGGACACGCCACCUCUUGUCGCCCUCCGCUCCAGCUCUGCUUCAUCUCUGGUGGGAUCCAUGCAGAGCCUCCAAAGUGACACGAGCGAGGAACCGACGGUGGAGCUUGUGGCCGGUGCCAAAUUCUUCAACAUCCCAAUGAGCCCAGAGUCCUCUGUGAAUGUCCACUUGGACCUGGGAAAUUGCUAUGAGGUCUUGUGCCUGGCCAAGAAGCAGAAGCUGGAAGCUCUCCGAGAAGCGGCCUACAAAGUCAUGAGUGACAACUACCUCCGAGUGCUCAGGACCCAUGCCAUCUACAGCCGCCUCAACGCCACAGAGCGGGACCUGAUCCUGAAGAGGAGGAUGAAAGGGAGGAAGUAUGUGACGGUGGCGGACGUCAACUCCCAGGAGUAUGGCCACCACCCCAGUAGGCUCUGCUACUACGAUGACCAGGAGGACACUUGGCACCCCUUGUCUCAUAUGCCUCUUGAAACUGUCUCCAAAGGGUGCGCCAUGUGCAGCAUGUUCAACUACCUCUUCGUGGUGGCCGGCUGCGAAGGGAGAGGGAGGCACCAGAGGCCAUCCAACCGGGUCUUCUGCUACAACCCCUUGACCAACAUCUGGAGAGAGAUCUGUCCAUUGAACCAAGCCAGACCCCACUGUAAGCUGGUCGCUUUGGACGGUUACCUCUAUGCCAUAGGUGGAGAGUGCCUUUACACCGUUGAGAGGUACGAUCCACGGAUAGACCGCUGGAACUUUGUGGCCCCUCUGCCCAACGACACCUUUGCCGUGGCCCACACCGCCACCACAUGCGACGGAGAGAUCUACGUCACGGGCGGCACCUUGCGCUAUACGCUCUUGAAGUACAUUGCCCGUGUGGACACCUGGAAGGUCAGCCUCACUGGCGGACGCAAGGACAGGACGACGGAGAUGGUGACCGCCAACGGGUUCAUCUACCGCUUCGACCUCAACCGAAGCAUGGGCAUCAGUGUCUACCGUUGCGGCACCAAGGCCAAGCUGUGGUACGAAUGCGCCACCCAUCCCAUGCCCUUUCCGGCUUGCUUCCAGUGCGCCGUGGUGGAAAACCUGGUCUACUGUGUCAGCCGGCAGUUCCACAUCCGCUUCCUCGCCGAUUACGUCUCGCCGCGGUUCGGGACCAAAGAGUUGCAGACUUUCCCUUCUCCGCAGGGAACACUUUUACCCGUCACUCUCGUGUUGCCAGACAGAGCAACUGCGCAAACCAGGGUCUGAGCCCACUUUUCGGGUCCCGGGAGGGGGAGCGGACACCGGUUGUUUCCACUUGUACACCAACAACAUUGUGUUCUUCCUGCGAGCCAAUUUCCCGUGUCUCUCAAGGGAGACGGAGCAACAAGCUGGGUUGGCAGGAUCGGUUUAUUUUAAGAUACUUAAAUCCUUGUAAAUUUGCAUGCAAAUUAAGCACAGCCUUUGGGGGCUUGGACACUUGCCAGGCGCUGGGCCUUGCAAACAGAAAUCGUGAUGGAGAUAUAUAUAUAUAUAU